AUGGGUUCGAAAUCAAAUAGGACUUCUUCAAAAAAAUGGAAGAGAAGCUUUAGAGCAUGCCAAACAUGUAGAGAAAGAAAGAUCAAGUGUAAUUUAGGACCUCUUGACAAUCCACAUAAACCACCAUGUGAAAGGUGUAAAAGAGAGCAAAGAGAAUGCAUUUUUGUUGAACCAAGUAGGAAGUCAAGAAGUUUAUCGCCCAAAGAUAUAAAUUAUGGCGAUGAUGGUGAUGAUAACAAAUUAAAGUUUAUACAUUAUCAGCAAGGUGAUAACAAAGGAGCUAACAACAAAGAAAUACAAAAUAUGGCACUAGAAGAUUCUGCAUGGGAGUCCGAUGUUUCCUCAAUGCAAAAUGCUCUAGAAUAUCUUGCCAGUGCCGCCAAAUCGGUGUCUCAGUUUGAGAAUCAUAAACCGACAAGUAAAUUAAGUGACAUGGUAAAUUCAUACAGUAAGGAUGAUAUGACCCAAGAAAAUAUCAUAAAAGAAUUAUUUGAGAAAACUGAACUAAAAAAUCCUGCUUCUUCACUAAUAGCACAGUUGAGUAGAAUUAGAACAAAACCACACAAGAAACUUUCUGAUAUUGUUUAUAUUGGAGACGACAAGCUACUCACAGAGGAAGAAGCCAGAAGAUUAAUUGAGGUAUUCUUUCAAAAGUUACAUCCUUUUUUCCCAUACAUUCCUCUCCAAUUACACAAUCCUGAGCAGUUAGUACGAUACCCAAUUCUAUUGUGUGCUGUUAUUACUAUUUCUGCAAGGUAUAAUAACUUUGGAGAUUUAGAUUUAAAAACAAGAGAAUCUCCAGACUAUAAUAUUACAAUUCACGAAAAAUUGUGGAUGUACUGCCAAAGAUUAAUUUCAAGAACAAUUUGGGCAGAGGCCAGCACAAGAUCAAUAGGUACGAUACUAGCAUUUCUUCUGUUCACAGAAUGGAAUCCUAGAGCGAUUCAUUGGAAUUGGUCAGAUUACGCUAAUGAUUCUGAAACGAUUAAUUUUAAUGAGCUCAAUGAAUUCGAUCCAAUUAACUCUUAUAAAGGUGAAAGCAUUACCGGUUUUGAAGCUAUGAGACAUAGUGAUAGGAUGGCAUGGAUGUUAACAGGAAGUGCAGUUAGAUUGGCACAAGAUAUGAAAUUUAUCGAUACAAGUAAUAAAAUAUUUUUAGCAACACAUAUAGCAGAAACAUAUAAUGCCAUGAAUGUUAAUUUGCGUUCAUCCCUUUCGGAAUCGUUAAGUAAUGUGAACAUUCAUUCUAAGAAGAUAGAUCCAGUAAAAAUAAUCGAUGGCAAGAAAUCUGAGAGGUAUUUUGGAAAUGAAAAAUACUAUUUAGAACAAAUAUUUAAAAAUGCUAAAGAUAGAGAGAGUUCAUAUGAUCUAUUAGAAAAUAUUUUAAGAGAAAGGAGAAAUGCAAAAGCAUUUCCUGACAAUGAACGUGACUUUUUAAACGAUGAAUACAUCUUGUUCUAUUCAAAUCCUGAUGAUGCAACGCAAAAUGAUGAAUUAGAUACUCCACUAGAUUUUACUGUAAUUCAAAGAGCUAAGAUUGAAUUAUUAAAGAUCAUGUCAAUUGGGUAUGAGACAAUAUAUCUAGAAAAAGGUAGGCGUUAUACAACAGCUAACAAUCAAAAACAGAACUUAGCUAUGUUGAAUAUUUUUUCUGCCCUUAUUGAUAGCUGGUACGUAAAUUACAAUGAAUUAUUAUCACCGGAAGAAACACUGGAUCCUGUAUUAAACGCCUCUAAGAUGGGACUGCAGAGUAUGACACAGAUAAUUGAAAAUGAAAGUUUAAUAUGUGACUAUUAUUAUUGUCAAUUGUAUAUAUACUCACUGUCAUUACAAGUAGAAGACGAAGAAAGCAAAUUAAAACUGAAAGAACUCUCCCAAAGCGCGAAAUACGUGUCUAUUGCAUAUAGUUCUGCCAAGGAGAUAUUGAAUUCUGCCAAGCGACUUCAAGAAGUGAGGAUGCUCAAAUUUAUACCUGUGCGAUGGGUCAUCAGAAUUGUAAGAGCAAUAUCAUUUAUUGUGAAGUGCUACGUGACCGCCACCGAUAAGGAUUCAAUGAACUACAAAGAACUGAACUCGUUGCUGAGUCUCAGUGGGAUACCUGUAGAUGAAUCAUUGGAACUAAUUCACACAGCGGCAGUGCUGUUAAAGGAGUCAACUCCGGAUGAAUUACAUCUGUGCACACGGUACUCGAAGAUAUUAUUGUGUCUAUACCGUGAACUGAAGAUGGACACGCUCUCGACACAACAGGCACACGGAAACGACUCGAUGCCUGAACGACUCACCGCAGAUACCACCUUGGAGAAUGCCAUUCGCACAGAGUUUACCACAACAUCUAAUUCGGGCUCCCAAGUAGAGCUCACUCCUUUGUCUAACAAGUUAGCCACUUUGCCCAUUGACAGGAACACAACACCACCAUAUGCAUCAUUUCCCACAGAAGUGGUCGAUUGGUUCUCGACAAGUGCCGACAUCGGUCUAGAGUUCGUGGAACCCUGGACAGAGAUGAUCGAACAGAGGUAUAUUAAGAGUGGUAAUACCCAGAAUAAAGACUUCGACGACCUACUAAGCACCAUACCCAAAUAA
Messenger RNA from Tetrapisispora phaffii CBS 4417, 2580 nucleotides. It is a transcript of the gene ARO80, whose product is annotated as Aro80p. Bases 1 to 2580 code for a protein of 859 amino acids. The transcript has a single exon. Gene Ontology annotation, biological process: regulation of DNA-templated transcription. Gene Ontology annotation, molecular function: zinc ion binding; DNA-binding transcription factor activity, RNA polymerase II-specific. Gene Ontology annotation, cellular component: nucleus. The record is from RefSeq and is a predicted model, not a curated record. Lineage: Eukaryota; Fungi; Ascomycota; Saccharomycetes; Saccharomycetales; Saccharomycetaceae.